AUGCUCGCAGGUGCGAUGGUGCAUGGUGUCACAGACAGGCGUUUCUGGGCGGGUGAGAUGGUGCUUGGCAGGUGUCACAGACAGGCGGUGUGGGAGGGAGAGUUUGUGCUGGAACUGGCUCUGGCGGAGAUGCUGCUGCAGGCCGGGUUGGACCGCCUGGUGUUCCCUGGUGCUCUGCUCAUGCGCGCCUCCCCCACCAACCUGCGCCAGCUCGCUGCCAAGCUGGACCCCGACCAUCCCGACAUGCGCCCACUGACCCUCUAUGCUGUAGCACGUUCACCCUUUUCCCAUUGCAGGAGUGUGUUCACCUCCCUCAUUGCGUCAGCCUACCUGACUCGGGGCAUGCCGGAGGUGUAUCGGCUGCUGUUUGAGGUGUUCGGAUUGGACCCCCACCAUCCCGACAUGCUCCCCAAGAUCGUUCCUGCUCCCUCCUCUACCAUCCCAACAGCAGCAGUGUUUGAGAGGUCCGACAUGCUCCUCACUCUCCCACCCAACCCACGUUCCCCCCUGCAGGAGUGUUUUCACAUCGCUAAUUGCCUCGGCAUACCUCACACCCUCCUGUGUGCUCUUCCUCCCCACCCCGGCAGGAGUGUGUUUACUUCCCUCAUCGCUUCUGCAUACCUCACAAGAGGCAUGCCGGAAGUCUAUCGGCUUCUGUUUGAGGUGUUUGGAUUGGACCCAGACCAUCCCGAGAUGCAACCCAAGAUCGAGCGCGUGCGCGACGAGGAUUUCCUGCAUGCUGACCUGGACGGCGACCCGCUGACGUGGCGCGACGUGGCGUGCUACCAGCCCCCCCCAGAUUCCCUCUUUCCAAACCCUCGUCUCUUCCACGCGUGUGUGCCGCCCGGAAUGUCGCGAUUCCGCGGCUCCGAUUGGAUGCACCGAUCCCUGGAAGCAGCACUGAGAGCACUGGCGUGGCCCAUGCCAGCAGAGGCUGGAAUGACCUUAGAAGCAAAACAGAGAAGGAAUGAAGAUAUGGUGAUGGCACUGCAGCUCUGCUUCAUCCACCCAUCUCUCUACCGCGCGGAGCACCCCCGCUUCUGCUACGACCGGCUUGAAUAUGUGGGGCAGAAGAUCCAGGAUCUGGUCCUAGCAGAGAACCUCCUACAAUCACAUCUCGACGCGCCGAUCCUCUGGCUCUCCGACCGCCAUACCAAGCUGCUUCGGAACCGAGCCUGCGGCCGCUACCUCCGAGCCUCAGGCCUGCACGAUCACGUGGAGCUUUCAGAGGAAUCAAAGCAGUAUUUCUACGCGAAUAAAAAGUUCCAGAACUUGGUUUCGGGAGCGGUGUUCCAGGCUGUUCACGGGGCGGCUUAUAUCGUGUAUGGGAAGCCGGAGGUUCGGCGGUUGAUGUUUGGGAUGUUUGAGAUUGAUGGUGGCACGAUGCACACCAUGUAA
Closterium sp. Yama58-4 is the source of this 1398-nucleotide messenger RNA. Lineage: Eukaryota; Viridiplantae; Streptophyta; Zygnematophyceae; Desmidiales; Closteriaceae. The record is from the annotation of a GenBank genome assembly.